GGGGUUUCUUUCUUCUUUGGGUUGCAAUUAUUCCAAGGGGAACUACUCUAAAGCAUUGUACAUGUAUUACAGUUCAUUAAUUAGUCAUGUCUGAGAAGUAUAUUAUUGAUGUUGACACGGGAGUGGACGAUGCUCAGGCCAUAAUGCUAGCAUUGUCAAGGCCUGACAUAGAUGUUAUAGCCAUUACAUGUGUGUCUGGAAAUGUUAGUGUGGACCAAGUAUGCCUCAACACUCUCAAAGUUCUCACCGUCUGUGGCAGACUUGAUGUACCUGUGUACCGAGGUUCAAACAUUCCUCUUGUUGAUGAAGGUAUUGAAGCCACACAUUACCAUGGUAACGAUGGCCUAGGUGAUGCUGACCUUGACACUGAGGUGACCUUGAAUGGAAUACAGAAGGAAAAUGCUGUUUCUGCUUUACUGAGACUUGUGAAUGAAUAUCCAGGAGAAAUCACACUGGUCGCUUUAGCACCUUUAACUAACAUUGCAGUAGCAUUGAAACAAGACUGUAACUUUGGCAAAAAACUGAAGAGGAUUUCCAUAAUGGGUGGAAAUACACAAGGACGAGGGAAUAGCACACUUUGUGGGGAAUUCAAUUUUGCUUGUGACCCUGAUGCUGCCUUUGUUGUUCUCAAUGAAUUAUGUGUACCAGUAACAUUGUUUCCAUGGGAAAUAAACCUCACAGCAGCAGCUGGCCAUCCAUGGGAUUGGUUUGACGAGUGGAUUGAAACUGAUACACUGAAGGGUAAAUUCAAUAAAGCUGUCACCAAGCUAGCGGUAUACAGACAGAGAGAAGUGAACAAAAAUCCUAUUUAUAGGUCAUGUGACUUAAAUGCCAUAGCAACCGUGAUUAAUCCAAAGAUAAUACUGGAGACAAAAGACGUGUUUGCAACUGUUGAGCUUCAUGGAAAAUAUACAAGAGGAAUGAUGGUUGUAGAUUGGCGAGGAUCUCUGGGGAAAUCCCCUAAUGUCACAUUAGUUGAUAAGAUAGACACUAGGCUUGCAAGACCAUUGUUUGAACAUAUGCUGAAAUAACUCCUUUUAAUUUUUCUUUGCUGAUAGAAUCUCUACCUUUUAUUAUGCUCCUACAAAAUCAGGCAUGGGCUGAUCAAUUCUUUAAAAUUUUACUUUGCAGAUAGAAUCUCUACCUUUUAUUAUGCUCCUACAAAAUCAGGCAUGGGCUGAUCAAUUCUUUAAAAUUUUACUUUGCAGAUAGAAUCUCUACCUUUUAUUAUGCUCCUACAAAAUCAGGCAUGGGCUGAUCAAUUCUUUAAAAUUUUACUUUGCAGAUAGAAUCUCUACCUUUUAUUAUACUCCCACAAAAUUAUAGUAAGUUUGAUUCUUGAAUUUCUCAUUGUUAAUAACCAGAGGCCAGUGUAUUCAGAAUGUCAGAAGGCUUGUAGUUUCAUUAUAUUGUGGAAAUAUUAUCAUAAAAUUUAAUGUCUUUCCUUGAUUUUUUUAUAGAAAAGAGUCCAGGCUGAUAAAUGGAAUGUUUGAUAGUGAUCUGAGGCAAAUGUUUUGAUAUGUUGUAUAUAUGAAGGAGUUGAUGCAGAGCAUCUGUGGAUUGGUACAUGCCACUUGCCAUUUGCCUAAUGCUAUUUGCCAAUUGCUAAUAAUUAUUUGCUGAUUACAAGUUAAAAUAUGCCAUUACCGAAAUGAUAUAAAUUUGCUACUGUAAAAUCAUUAAUAUUCGUGGGGAACUAACUUUCUUGGAUUUCGUGGUUGGCUCAAUCCAUGAAAUUUAAUCCCAAUGAACAAGUAAAAUUCCCAUCCACUUUUUGUUCAAAAGUUGAAAUCCACGAAUUCAUAUCCAUGAAAUUGCCAUUUUGACCAAAACCACGAAUGAUUUUACAGUAUUUUGCCAACUGCCAAUAGUUAAGUUGCUUACCAGUAUUGCUAUUUGCUAGUUGCUAACUGCUGUUUGUCAGUUGCUAUUUGCUUAGCAAUUGCUGCUAAUUCUAGAAACAUUUUACGAUAAUUUGUAUACUAUUUAAUAAUAUAAGUAUGCAGUCAGUAGUGCAACACAAAUCUCAGAACUUGUGCAUUAAUAAUAAGGUGUUCAGUGUUUGACUGAAAGAUAUUUGAAUUAUGAUUACCAUAUAUGUGCUUGAUAUAAAAGAUUAAAUAUGGGGAUUAUGAUAUUCUUGGCUCUUUUUGAGCUUAAACCGAUUAAACAGCACAUCUUGUAGCAUUUCACAUUUGACAAAUGACAACAAAAUGUCAUUUUCCAUGUGACAUUUUGUAUGUCGUUUCUUACGCAGCAAUAUCUUUCCAAUUUAUCAUGCGUCCAUCUCUGAAAGAGCGGGGCGUAUUAUAAGAACACUCGUGGCGGGCGGUCGCCAUCUUAAAGCAUGUCUGCUCUCUAAAUCAAACAGUUUUCAUCUGAUCCUCACCAAAUUUGCUGACAAUGUUUAUUGGCAUAAAAUCUCGGCCAGGUUCGAUAACCAGCCAAAUCGACGUAUGCACACUUGGAUUAUGGCCAUUGAAUUACUCAAAUAACUGCAGAUUUAGCCUUGUCCGCUCUCUAAGUCGAAGAGUUUAUAUCCGAUCUUCACCAAACUUGCUGACAAUGUUUGUGGGCAUAAUAUCUCGGCCAAGUUUGAUAACCAGCCAAAUGGACCUAUGCACACAUGGAUUAUGGCCCUUGAAUUACUCAAAAAACUGCGAAUUUAGCCUUGUCAGCUCUCUUUAAGUCUUAACAGUUUUCAACCGAUCUUCACCAAACUUGCUGACAAUGUUUGUGGGCAUUAUAUCUCGACCAAGUUUGAUAACCUGCCAAAUCGACCUAGGCACACUUGGAUUUUGACCCUUGAAUUACUUGAAAAACUGUGAAUUUAGCCUUGUCUGCUCUCUUAAGUCGAACAGUUUUCAUCUGAUCUUCACCAAACUUGCUGACAAUGUUUGUGGGCAAAUUAUCUCAGCCAAGUUCGAUAACCAGCCAAAUCACCCCAGGCACUCUUGGAUUAUGGCCCUUGAAUUACUCAGAAUCUUUUUAUGAUACUUAACUGAAUAUUUGGGUGGGCGUAUUAUGUUACAGUCUGGCACUCUUGUUGUAACAUUGAGUUGAUAUUUGAUGUGGGUAUUUUUUUCUUGUAGAUGCUUCCCUGCAAAUGUGAGAAACAAUCUUAUGACCAGAGUUUUUUUUAACCCUGAUUUGGUUAAAAAGGAUUAUUUAAACAGAUAUCUCUAUCAUUGUAUAUCACCUUUCAUAUAUAUGCAUGUUUUUAUUAGUUGCCUAUCGUUGGAACACCGGAGGGAACAAUAAGCAUGUCCUCCACUGUCUGUCCAUCCACAAAUCUGGAUCCUGCAACUACUGAAGAAGUAUUCAAGCUAGGUUCAUAAAACUUGGUAUGUGAAAAGAGGGCAGUAUGUCAAUUCAAACAUACAUGACUUAUGCUUGUUGGCAUACCUGUCAAGACACACGCAUUCCUGCCCUAGAUCACGCAUUUUAAAGAAAUAAAGCAAUCAGUUGUUCUUCGAAGAAAAUUAUUGAAUCAAACAUGCAAGGCGACGUUGACACGGUGUUUUCAUUCCGUAUAAUACAGCUUUUACAUUCACCGGUGCAACGUGUUAUUUCUACCGCAUGAAUUAACGUCACAAAAAGUAAACAUAGAGGGAGACUAUUCAAAACCAGAUUUAUUUUGUGUUAAAAAUCUAAAUUUUCCUUGUGAGGCCAUUUCCGGCUUUUAGGGAUCAUCGCCCUCCAGACCCACACCUUCCCUUCGAACCCUGAUCACACUCGUGGCCUUUGUGGAGCCUUGACAGCUAUGUGUUGGUCAAAGGUCAAGGUCACUAUUGACUGUCAAGUAAAAAUUGUCUCUGCUCCAUAACUUUUAUGUGCAUUGAUGGAUUGUCUAUGCUACACAAAAAUGUUCCCCAUGAUGAGAAAAUGUGUUAACACAUGAUCUAUGCUUGUGGUUAAAGGUCAAGGUCAGUGUUUAAGGGCAAGUAAAAAUUUGUUUCCACUCCAUAACUUUUAUAUUCAUUGAAGGAAUUUGUUACCACUACAUGCAAGUGUUUCUCGUGACCAGACAGUAUGUCGCAUACUUUACAUAUGCUUGAUUGUCAAAGGUCAAGGUCACUGUUAAAGUAAAAAUUGUUUUUGCUCCAUAACUUUUAUUGCAUUGAAGGAUUUUUUUAUUACUACACAGAAAUGUUCCCCAUGAUUAGACUAUAUUUUUGUCAAAGUUCACUGUCACUGUUGAAGGACACACUCCAUAACUUUUAUGUGCAUUGGUGGAUUACUGUAGUGCUGCACACAAAUGUGCCCCAUGACAAGACAAUGUGUCACAUACAUGAUCUGUGCUUGUAGGUCAAGGUCACUAUUGAAAUUUUAGUAAGAAUAGUUUUGUUAAUCCCCCGCCGUGGCGGAGGGAUUAUAGGAAUGGUCUGCGUCCGUCCGUCCGUCCUUCCGUCCGUCUUUCCGUCCUUCCGUCCGUAACAAAAUCGUUUCCGGUCCAUAUCUCCUUAACCCCUUGAAGGAUUUUCAUGAAACUUGGGUCAAAUGAUCACCUCAUCAAGACGAUGUGCAGAACCCAUGAGUCAGCCUUGUCGGUUCAAGGUCAAGGUCACAACUCAAGGUCAAAGGUUUGAGCCUGCCAUUUUGUGUCCGCUCUAUAUCUCCUAAACCGCUUGAAAGAAUCUUAUAAAACUUGGGUCAAAUGAUCACCUCAUCAAGACGAUGUGCAGAACCAAUGAGUCAGCCAUGCCGGCUCAAGGUCAAGGUCACAACUCGAGGUCAAAGGUUUGAGCCUUCCAUUUUGUGUCCGCUCUAUAUCUCUUAAACUCCUUGAAGGAAUUUUAUAAAACUUAGGUCAAAUGAUCACCUCAUCAAGACGAUGUGCAGAACCCAUGAGUCAGUCAUGCCGGCUCAAGGUCAAGGUCACAACUUAGGGUCAAAGGUUUGAACCUUCCAUUUUGUGUCCGCUCCAUAUCUCCUAAACCCCUUGAAGGAUUUUCAUCAAACUUGGGUCAAACGAUCACCUCAUCAAGGCGAUGUGCAGAACUUAUAAGUCAGCCUUGUUGGCUCAAGGUCAAGGUCACAACUGAAGGUCAAAGGUUUGAGCCUUCCAUUUCGUGUCAGCUCUAUAUCUCCUAAACCCCUUGAAGGAAUUUUAUAAAACUUGGGUUAAAUGAUUACCUCAUCAGAACGAUGUGCAGAAAUUAUGAGUCAACCGUGCCAGCUCAAGGUCAAGGUCACAACUAAGGGUCGAAGGUUUGAGCCUUCCAUUUGGAGUCCACUCUGUAUCUCCUUAACCCCUUGAAGGAUUUUCAUCAAACUUGGGUCAAAUGAUCACCUCAUCAAGAACUCAUGAGUCAGCCAUGUCAACUCAAGGUCAAGGUCACAACUGAAGGUCAUAGGUUUCAGCUCUGUAUCUCCUAAACCCCUUGAAGGAUUUUCAUGAAACUUUGGUCAAAUGAUCACCUCCUCAAGACGUUGUGCAGAAAUCAUGAGUCAGCCAUGUCAGUUCAAGGUCAAGGUCACAACUGAAGGUCAAAGGUUUCAGCUCUGUAUCUCCUAAACCCCUUGAAGGAUUUUCAUCAAACUUGGGUCAAAUGAUCACCUCAUCAAGAACUCAUGAGUCAGCCAUGUCAACUCAAGGUCAAGGUCACAACUGAAGGUCAACGGUUUCAGCUCUGUAUCUCCUAAACCCCUUGAAGGAUUUUCAUGAAACUUUGGUCAAAUGAUCACCUCAUCAAGACGUUGUGCAGAAUUCAUGAGUCAGCCAUGUCAGUUCAAGGUCAAGGUCACAGCUAAAAUCAAAGGUUUUACCCUUUCACUAUCCAUAGCAAUGGCGGGGGAUUUAGCUGUCUUUCAGACUGCCUUGUUUCUUAGUUAAAGGCGGUCAGUCACAUUAAACCAAUCGGUUUCCAGAUGAUAACUCAAGAAUUCUUUGGCCUAGGAUCAUGAGAGUUGAUAGGGAGAUUGGUCAUGACCAGCAGAUGACCCAAAUUGAUUUUUAGAUCAGUAUGUCAAAUGUCAAGGUCACAGUGUCCU
Mercenaria mercenaria is the source of this 5994-nucleotide messenger RNA. RefSeq lists its product as uncharacterized. Lineage: Eukaryota; Metazoa; Mollusca; Bivalvia; Venerida; Veneridae. The transcript is spliced from 6 exons. Gene Ontology annotation, molecular function: hydrolase activity, hydrolyzing N-glycosyl compounds. Bases 87 to 1031 code for a protein of 314 amino acids. The record is from RefSeq and is a predicted model, not a curated record.